Messenger RNA from Anisakis simplex (herring worm), 303 nucleotides. Lineage: Eukaryota; Metazoa; Nematoda; Chromadorea; Rhabditida; Anisakidae. The record is from the annotation of a GenBank genome assembly.
CCAGACUCGGAUGAUGUUUUGGCAUCCGGUUUUACCACUUCAAACGGUUCGUUUUUGCUGAAGGGCCACGAAUGGGAAAUUUCCAAUAUUGACCCCGUCUUGAAGAUAUUCCACAAAUGUAACGAUAAAGGAAUUCCUUGUGAACGAAUCUGGCCAAUUGCUCUGCCAGCAAAGUACAUCACGUUUGGAAGCGAACAACCGAGCAAGAUAAUGGACAUUGGCAUUUUGAAUCUCGAAGUGGUUCUCUUUAGAGAGUCUCGAGAGUGUGUUGUUAAUAGGCAGCAGCAUUCCACUGACUACUGA